CAUCUCUCUCUCUCUCUCUCUCUCUCUCUGGGUUCGAAUUUGUAUUUUCAUUUAAUGAAGAAAAGGAUGGAGGAAAAUCAUCAGAAAAAAAAGAUGGAGAAAGGGAGGAAAACUUGUGUGUGUAUAUGCGUAUGUGUAUCUGCAUGACACCGAAUCAUAUAUAGAAGAAAUACAGUAGCAGCACCAUCGCCUUUUCUCUGAGAAAAAGAAAAAGAAAAUUACAAGAUUUCGUCUUAAAAUCAAGGGAGGAUCGAUGCUGUAGAGGAAAAAGCCUCAAAUGGACAUGGAAAGAACGAAGGAGGCUAAAGCAAAAGCAGCCAUGGCGGCGCCUUCUUCCUCAGCGGCAGCGUUCUUCGGAAUGCGAGAAGAAGACGAAAACCAGAUGACUCAACAGCAUUCAUUACCAGUACCAGCUUCAUCCGCAACAACCACCCAGAAACGGAGAAGAAAUCAACCUGGAAUGCCAACAGAUCCAGACGCAGAGGUUAUCGCGCUAUCUCCCAGGACCCUAAUGGCAACGAACCGGUUUGUUUGUGAGGUUUGCAACAAAGGGUUCCAAAGGGAGCAAAACCUACAGCUCCACAGAAGAGGACACAACCUGCCUUGGAAGCUAAAGCAGAAGACUACAAAAGAGGUGAAGAGGAAGGUCUAUCUUUGCCCUGAGCCCACAUGCGUCCAUCAUGACCCUUCAAGGGCUCUCGGAGACCUUACUGGCAUCAAGAAACACUACUCUAGAAAACAUGGUGAAAAGAAGUAUAAGUGUGAGAAGUGUUCGAAGAAAUAUGCGGUGCAAUCUGACUGGAAGGCUCACACCAAGACUUGUGGUACUAGAGAGUACAGAUGUGACUGUGGCACUCUUUUCUCAAGGCGAGACAGUUUUAUCACACACAGGGCUUUUUGUGAUGCACUUGCUCAAGAGACUGCGAGGCAUCCAUCCACCUUGAACACCAUUGGCAGCCACUUAUUUGGAAGCAGCAACGUGAGCUUAGGCUUAUCUCCAGUGGGCCAGCAAAUUUCCUCGAUUCAAGACCAGAACCAGCCAUCUACUGAUCUUCUAAGGCUAGGUGGUUCCAGGACUACUACUGUACAAUUUGAUACUCUUAUUCCGCCCAACAUUAGCUCUGCUUUUCGGCCACCGCAGCCUGCUGUGCCUCCUCCGACCUUCUUCAUGCCGGAACCAAAUCAAGACUACCAUGACCAUCACGACAACCAAUCCCCACAUGGGUUGCUCCAAAACAAGCCAUUUCAUGGACUAAUGCAAAUUCCUGAUCAGCUUCAAAACAAUUCAAGCCAACCAAAUCUUAGCUUCUUCUCCAAUGGCAACAACAGCAGCAGCAUUGGUAAUGACAACACCAACAAUGAAAACAACACCAACAAUGGAAAUGGCAAUGGCAAUCUAUCCUCUCCAAGCUUCCUGGUUUCAAAUCAAUUCAACAAUGGAAACAAUGGUACUGCUGGCGGUGAGAGUUCCAGUCUGUUCUCUGGAAGCCUAAUGGGAAACCAAAUCUCUUCUUUCUAUGGCAGCAACAACAAUGUCAGUUCAAACAUGUCUGCAACGGCACUACUUCAAAAAGCUGCACAAAUCGGUUCAACCACAAGCAAGAGCAGUGCCUCUCUUUUGAGAGGAUUUGGAAGCUCCUCCUCAACUGGCACAAAAAACUUCACCAAUAUUUUUGGGGACAACAAUGGAAAUGGAACAAACAAUCUUCAAGAUCUGAUGAACUCUCUUGCUGGAGGCAGCUCCAGCAACAUCUUUGGAGUUGGGUCUAACCUCUUCGGUACUACAAAUGAACAAGAGAAUAACUCUUUUGGUGGAUUCAAUGCAAAUAGAUCAUCAAGCUUUGGGAGCUCCGAUAGGCUGACAAGGGACUUUCUUGGGGUUGGAGACCAUAUGGUUAGGAGCAUGAGUGGAGGGUUUUCACAGCAAGGUGGGAAUGAGAUGGGCUCUUUGGAUCAACAACCAAAGACUGCGCGGAAAAGCCAAGCCUUUGGAGAGGGGAAUUUUCAGUGAAGAAAGGUGAGCUAAUUAGGAGAAAGUAGCAGCAAAGUACAGGAAUGAAUUAGGAGAAGCUUUGUUUCUUUCAAUACCGAGCCAACAUCCAUACAAUCGUGUUCUGACCAGUAGAUCUGCAAGACCAUGGAAUCUUAAUAUAUGUCACCAAGAGACAGGCAACUAGGUUUUUCAAAGUGAACCCAGAACUUUAGCAUUUUGCUUAUGUUCGUUUUUCAGGUAGUAGUGUUUGUGUUUCUUUGAUUUGGAUUAUCAGACAAGUAGCAGCAGACAAUGAAUGCUUUUCCUAAAACCUUUAUAUACCUUUUUGUGGUUUAGUGAUCUUGGAUCGUGCGUGUAUCCAAGAAACAUAUAUAUGUUUUAAGUAUAUUAAAUCCUUUCUAGUUUGACUUUGAAGAAUA
This is a messenger RNA of Diospyros lotus (date-plum), 2412 nucleotides long. Its product is annotated as protein indeterminate-domain 5, chloroplastic-like. Gene Ontology annotation, cellular component: nucleus. Lineage: Eukaryota; Viridiplantae; Streptophyta; Magnoliopsida; Ericales; Ebenaceae. The transcript is spliced from 5 exons. The record is from RefSeq and is a predicted model, not a curated record. Gene Ontology annotation, molecular function: DNA-binding transcription factor activity. The coding region runs from base 278 to 2011 and encodes 577 amino acids.